CGGUCGUGCUUUGCUGAUGUGGACUAGUAGACUUCCUUUCCGCUUCCACGGCCCACGGUCACAGAACCGGGAACGUUGCAAAUUAAUAGAACUCCCCCAGAGCUGCAUUUCACUCCGCAACGCGUAAAACCACAAAAGAUACAAUGAUCCGGAUAGCUGCUGCUUUUCUCGCCGUGUUGGUGGUCGUCUGCUCGGGAGAGAGCUGCACGGAACCAGUCAUCACCCCGUCGACAUACACCACUUCGGACGCAGUCAUCUCCGCAGAGUCUGUGUUCAUUGUGGAGCUCAACCUGGUUUGUGCCAAUGGAGCGCAGAGUGUUACCCUGUAUGCUGACGUCAAUGGAAGACAGUUUCCUGUGACCAGAGGCCAGGAUGUUGGCAAGUACCAGGUAUCCUGGAGUCUUCCUCACAAAGAGGCCAGUUCAGGAACCUAUCAGGUCAAGUUUUUUGACGAGGAAUCCUACAGUGCGCUUCGCAAGGCCCAACGAAACAAUGAAGAUGUGAAUGCCAUCAAGCCUCUAUUCUUGGUCAACGUGGACCAUAGGGGUGUGUGGAGUGGCCCGUGGGUUUCUACUGAGGUGGUAGCAGCGCUCAUGGGAAUCCUUCUCUACUACAUGGCUUUCAGCGCCAAGAGCACCAUUCAAGCUUAAACAUCUACACUCAGAUCUUACAAGACUGAAUACAGGCGCCGCAGAAACAUCUGCUUUGGUUCAUUAACGGUCGCCCGUUUGUAGAAUUUUUUUGUUGUUCUAUCCAGACUGUGUCUGUAUGUGCUCAGAUGGACUUUGCAUCUGUUAUUUCUUACACUCAGGCCACCAAACUAGACUGCUUGGUGAGCUGACAUGUUAAAUCAAUAAAUGGGUGCGUUCCAGUCUAUAUUUUCCUUACCCGAAAUAAAAAAUUGUACUCCGA
This is a messenger RNA of Corythoichthys intestinalis (scribbled pipefish), 912 nucleotides long. It is a transcript of the gene ssr4, whose product is annotated as signal sequence receptor, delta. Gene Ontology annotation, cellular component: membrane; endoplasmic reticulum; endomembrane system. Bases 144 to 650 code for a protein of 168 amino acids. The transcript is spliced from 6 exons. NCBI's taxonomy places the organism in Eukaryota, Metazoa, Chordata, Actinopteri, Syngnathiformes, Syngnathidae. The record is from RefSeq and is a predicted model, not a curated record.